Melanaphis sacchari is the source of this 2785-nucleotide messenger RNA. Its product is annotated as growth/differentiation factor 8-like. Gene Ontology annotation, biological process: SMAD protein signal transduction. Lineage: Eukaryota; Metazoa; Arthropoda; Insecta; Hemiptera; Aphididae. Gene Ontology annotation, cellular component: extracellular region. Gene Ontology annotation, molecular function: cytokine activity; growth factor activity. The record is from RefSeq and is a predicted model, not a curated record. Bases 364 to 1767 code for a protein of 467 amino acids. The transcript is spliced from 5 exons.
GUGUGUGCCCGUCGUACUACCGCCACCGCACCGUCAUGAAUACGCGACGGCUGUCGUCGUCACCGCCGCCGCCGCCGCCUCCACCAUCACUACCACCACCGCCGCCACCGUCGCCACCACCGCCGCCGACGCUGCGAUACCGCCGACACUGCCGCGGCCGCCGCCGAUGCGGCACGCACUUGGUUAACGGGCGUAGAACUUUCGAGACCGAUCGCCAGAAAAUAAUAUCUUUUUCUUGCGCACACACACACACACACACACACACACACACAUAAAAUACACGCGUGUGAAUAAUACAGUACAUGACGCGCCAUUGAAUUUCGGUCGAAAACGGUGGACGGAACGAUAAUCCCAAGACCUUUGAUGCGUCGGAAGAUGCCGAAUGUGGCGGUCGUCGCCGUUGCCGUCGCCGCUCUGUUGCUGGUCACCGCGGAAACGGUGCUGACGGCCGGCGGCGGCGGCGGCGGUGGUGGCGGCGGUGGACGACAACGCGGCGCGGCCACCGCCGCCGCCGACCGUCAGCAGGACAUCGACAGCGGCGACGACGAGUCCUUGCGGACGCCGGCCGCCGUCCAGUGCGCCAAUUGUUUGGGCCACGAGGGAAUCAAGUCGCUGAGCAUCGAACUGAUCAAAGCGUCGAUACUGAACAAGCUGGGCAUGCAGCGGCCACCGGAGUUCGGCGGCCGGUUGCCGCCUCGGGUUCCCACCGAUCUGCCGCCGCUGCAGGAUCUCAUGCGCAGGUACAACAACGACCACGGCAGCUCGGUGGUGGUGUUCCCGCGCAUCCGGCACAAGUCGCAUCACUUUGACGACAGCGUCACCGACAUGCAGAGCGACGAAGCGACCGGUUACUCGACCACCGCCGCGGCCGCCGCGUCCGCGGAAAACGCCAACAGCUACAACGUCGGCAACAUGGACGUCGACGACGACGACUAUCACGUCAAGACGCACAAGCUCAUAGCGUUCGCUCAGCCGCAUCCCACGGUGCAGAAAUUACGGGGCCACUAUCCGCUCUAUUUUACGUUCUCCGAACAGACGGGCCAGCAACGGAUUACCGAAGCGAUCCUGUGGCUGUACAAGAGACGUUUGGAUGUGGUCAUCGAUGACGCGGUGGUCAUGAUAGAGGUGUACAGAAUCUACCCAAUCACCUUACAUCAGUCAUUUGUGUCCAGCUUAAAGUGCGUUAUCAACACCACCCAACCGGGCUGGGUGCCCAUUGACCUACAGAGGCACAUGUCCGACUGGUUCAAGACCACGGACGGGCCCAAGAACUUGACUCUAGCGGUGCACGCGUACUACGUGAACAAGAACACCACGCACGCCAGGACGCCGUACGUAACGGACGCCAGGAAAAGAGAAGACAUGACCGAGAUCCCGUACCUGGAGGUGCACACGGAAGACACCCGGCGGUCUCGAGCCAAGCGCAACGUGCUGGGAAAGGAUUGCGACGAGAACUCGAAAGAGCAGCUAUGUUGCAGGUACCCUCUGACGGUCGAUUUCGAGGACUUCGGCUGGGACUGGAUCAUCGCGCCCAAGAAGUACGAGGCCAACUAUUGUUCGGGCGAGUGUCCGAUGGUGUACCUACAAAAGUACCCGCACACCCAUCUCGCACAGCUCACCAACAAGUCGGGCACGUACCCGGGCACCGGUCCGUGCUGCGCUCCUCGCAAGCUGUCCGCCAUAUCCAUGUUGUACUUCGACCAGGAUUUCAACAUCAUCUACGGACUGCUGCCCGGCAUGGUGGUGGAUAGGUGCGGGUGUAGUUAGGCACAUCGCCGCCGUCGCCGUUUUUGCGAGCUCGUCGUCAAAAAUAUGAUAAUAUUAUGUAAAAAUAUUAUAAUUUUAUUAUUAUUAUAUAUUUUGUUCCGGUUGCGUAUUUGUCAUAUACCUAUACUAUAUAUAUAUAUAUAUUAUUAGCGUUUUUAUCUUGUAUUUUGUUCGUUCGUUUGUUUUAUUCUUCGUUUUAAAAUUCUACCCUCUAAUCAAACGUACUUGCGUGCACUGCAGGAAUAUACGGAAUGUUUUUUAUAAUUAUUUACAUCUCGUUAUAUCGUUAUAUAGACGCUGUUCUGCGUACAGUGAAAAUUCUUUUUUUAUUGUGUAGGUAAUAGAAUAAUAUUAGGCAUUUCGUAAUCUUCGACGUUACUGACACAAACUACUAUUUUGAUCGUUCUGUGCAAUAUAAUUUAAAUAGUAAAUUUUCGCGAUUGCGACACGGAAAAAAUAUUACUAGAAUCGGUUCUUCCAUCCGUCCGUGAUCGUUAAACAUCCGACAGAAAAACCUCUAACAACAAAAUAUGAUAUUAAACUCUAUACUUUACAUACAUAUAGGCAUUAUCUGCGCAUAAUACUUGUAUGAAUAUCAUAAUAAUAUAGUAAAUACGUAGACGAUUUCUUUAUUUAUGAACGUCAUUUUUAAAUCGACGACAAUCUGCAGCAAGAACACUGCACUAGUCAAUUAUUAACUUUUUGUCUAUACAUGUACCUAUAUAUAAGCGAAAACAAUGUACUGAACGGCAAUUAUGUGUAAUACCUAUUUAGCUGUUUUUCUUUUAAAAAUGAAUUCCUUUCACGCAGUGCCUCUUUUUGUAUUCUUAUUUUCUUUACAAACACGCGAUUCUCUCAGUAUUUAAAGUAUAGAUACUUGGUCGCAUUAAAAAAAAAAAUAUAUAUACAUAAUAUAUAACCUAUUUACAUCUAUUGUAAUGAAUAAUAAUUAAUUUCAUGCACUACCUCGCUUUCGUAUAGGUUACAUUCAUUAUUAUUAUUAUUAUUCUUCUUAUUA